Maniola jurtina (meadow brown) is the source of this 1188-nucleotide messenger RNA. RefSeq names its product AN1-type zinc finger protein 1-like. Bases 231 to 1142 code for a protein of 303 amino acids. Gene Ontology annotation, biological process: protein targeting to ER; proteasome-mediated ubiquitin-dependent protein catabolic process. Gene Ontology annotation, cellular component: endoplasmic reticulum; cytoplasm. The record is from RefSeq and is a predicted model, not a curated record. The transcript is spliced from 3 exons. Lineage: Eukaryota; Metazoa; Arthropoda; Insecta; Lepidoptera; Nymphalidae.
ACAUCAAUGUCAAAACUCAAAUAUCCAAAUUGAAACAUCAUUUUCAUAAUAAUUGUUUUUCCACGAAAAUAAUAAAUAAAAAAUAUUCUUGGCAGUUGGCACUAGAAAAAGCAAUAAAAUCAAGAAAAGAACAUAGAAAAAUUCAUGAGGCAAAAGUGAAGUGAGAAACUACGGUAACAUUCUUGAAAGGAUUUUUUCGUGUGCAUCCUUCCCUGCUGUUAAAUAAUAUUAUGGAGUUCCCUUCUCUCGGCGAGCAUUGCCAGAAGAAAGAUUGUAACCAGACGGACUUUCUGCCACUUCAGUGUAAAUGUGGGAUGGUAUUCUGCCGCCAUCAUUUCAACGAUCAUUGUUUAUCUGGAGAAUGCGAGUUGGCGCCGAAACCAAAGGAGGUUAACUUUGAAAAUGACGAUCAGAUUUAUAGAUGCUCGUCGAAAGGCUGCAGGAAGGGGAAUCUACAUGAAAUGCUGUGUAUAAAGUGCAACAAACAUUACUGUAUCGAGCAUAGGUUUCAUCCAUCCUGUCCCGAGAUUGACGAUGAGACAAUGACAGCAAAAAUAGAGCAGUUCGAAGCACCAAGACGUCAAUUCCAGGAAGCUAAUAAGUUUCUUCAAGAUAAAAUAACGGAAAACAUAAGAAAAGCCCUGAAGUCCUCAGCAAAAGUGAAGACUGCAUCAAAAAUCCAUUUAAUGAGGAUCAAGCAAAAAGCUCUCGGCCCUAAAUCCAUACCAGUAUCAGAUAGAGUGUAUUUUGCUAUCAAGAAACCUAUGGACAUGCAACCAAAACCAGUGACUAUUGUAAAUGACGAACAAAAUAUAAAGAAUAUUGAGUCUAUAGCUUUAGAUCCAGAUUUAAAAGGCACUGUUGCUGUAUUUAUUUCUAAGAAAUGGAGUUUAGGUCGUACCAUUGAUAGUAUAUGUGAUACAUGUAAUAUUAGGAACGAUAAUAAUCAAAUAGGUGACACAAAAAUACGGUUAUUUAGACAAUUAGAUGGUUAUUGCAUAAGUCCUAUUAAGAUGGAUGUUGAAAUUACAGAGUUACUGACAAAAGAGGUUUUGUUAGAAGGUGAUAAGUUAGUCAUAGAGUAUAUAGAUAAUCGUGUCAUAAGUAAUCUAGAAGAUAAUGCACAGAUAUUUUUAAGUUAAUUGUAUAGUUUAUUUUGAUUUUUGGAAUACAUGUUUUAUGAUUGAA